Molecule: messenger RNA, 159 nt
Organism: Melampsora larici-populina 98AG31
Lineage: Eukaryota; Fungi; Basidiomycota; Pucciniomycetes; Pucciniales; Melampsoraceae
Exons: 3
Coding region: 1-159 (52 amino acids)
Source: RefSeq, a predicted model, not a curated record
AUGGAGUUCGCAGGGGCUGUGCACGUAGACCGCAGCCCUAGUGUGGUAAUGAGUAGACUCCCAAAUAGGUUUGGAACUUUCCUCGCCCAUACUGAUUCUGCCUCCCAACCAGUAUCAACCAUGAGAGACAAGUGGCACAAGAAACGUGUGCGUCGAUAA